UCCCCACUACCGAGACCCACCCACGCCCCUUUCUCUCUCAUAGCCAAAAGCCCAAAAAUCUAUCCCUAACGAACCCAGCCACCAUCCCAUCGCCGAACUCUUCUCCUCCGGUAGAGUUUGCUGUUGCCGCCGGCGGGGACAGACCGUGUGUUGGGUCUGCUCGUUUCUCCUUGCUCCUCCUCGCGUCGUCAAGCCCGAGGGUGCCGUCAAGCCCGGACCUGUCCUCGUCGCCGUCGGCCGCCCUGAACUCGUCGUCGAUUCCGAGGGUGCCGUCGUUGCCGCCGAACUUUCUGCUGCUCGACGUUGCGAACGUCUACUCAGCCCUGUUUCCUUGCCGUCGCAAACGUGCCUGCUUGGCCGUCUUCUCUUCGCCGCACAUCCGUUCCACUGGUCGGCCAUAACUUCCACGCGAAAGACUCUGCCCGUUUUCUCUUCUCUGUGCAACAAACAAUAACUAACGUUUUGUUUGGAUAAAAUUGAGUGGGAGCUUCUGACUAGACACAAGACUCAAUGAAGAUGGGUUGUUUGAACGGGACAACCAUCUCACUCUCAUGCCUCAAACUCGCUUUCCCUUCUUACCCUUCUUCCUUCCAGAACCUUCCAUUUCGCCGCACCAUCAAGCCUCUCUCCGCCGCCGUCCAAACAUCUCCCGCCACUUCACCAUCAACCACCAAGGUCGAGGACCAAGGUGCGAGGUCUCACUGGAAGGCCGCAAUAGACUUCAAGUGGAUAAAGGAUAACAAGGAAGCAGUUGCUGCCAACAUUCGCAACCGUAACUCCGAUGUUGAUUUGGAACUCGUCCUUCAACUCUAUGACCAGUUCUUUAAUCUUCAAAAGGAAGUUGAGAGAGUGCGCGGAGAAAGAAAUGCGGUAGCAAACAAGAUGAAAGGGAAAAUGGAACAAUUUGAGCGUCAAAGACUAAUUGAGGAAGGAAAGAAUUUGAAGGAAGGACUCAUUGCUUUGGAAGAAGACCUGCUCAAGCUUAAUGACAAACUUCAACUCGAAGCACAACGGAUACCAAACAUGACUCAUCCACAUGUUCCAAUAGGUGGAGAGGAUAGUUCUAUGACAACGAAGCUGGUUGGCAGCGCUCCAGAGUUUAGUUUCCCUGUCAAGGAUCAUCUUGAACUAGGAAAGGAACUUUGCCUUUUCGAUUUCGACACAGCUGCAGAGGUCAGUGGGUCAAAGUUCUACUACUUGAAAAAUGAUGCAGUUUUGUUAGAGAUGGCCCUUGUGAAUUGGACACUCUCAGAAGUGAUGAAGAGAGGCUUUACUCCAUUAACAACGCCUGAACUUGUACGGUCCUCUAUUGUUGAAAAAUGUGGUUUCCAACCUCGUGGAAACAAUACACAGGUUUAUUCCAUAGAAGAUAGUGACCAAUGCCUCAUCGGCACUGCAGAGAUACCUGUCGGGGGUCUUCAUAUGGAUUCUAUACUUGCUGAAACUUUGUUACCCCUGAAAUAUGUAGCAUUUUCUCAUUGCUUCCGUACUGAGGCUGGUGCCGCUGGCAGUGCAACAAGGGGUCUUUAUCGAGUUCACCAGUUCAGCAAGGUUGAAAUGUUUAUUUUCUGCCGCUCAGAAGACAGUGAACAUUAUCAUGAAGAGCUUAUUAAAAUUGAAGAAGACAUGUUCUCAUCCCUUGGGUUACAUUUUAAAAUUUUAGAUAUGGCUUCCGAAGAUUUAGGCGCACCUGCUUACCGUAAAUUUGAUGUGGAGGCUUGGAUGCCUGGCUUAGAACGGUUUGGCGAGAUUUCAAGUGCAUCAAAUUGCACAGACUAUCAGAGCCGUAGGUUGGGAAUCCGGUAUCGCCCGUUGGAAGCGCCAGUUGCAAGCCCGAGAAAGUCUAAAAGCAAUCUGGCUCCACCACAGUUUGUUCACACACUAAAUGCAACAGCUUGUGCAGUACCACGGAUGAUAAUAUGCUUGCUUGAGAAUUACCAGCAAGAAGAUGGAUCCAUCCUUAUCCCUGAGCCUUUGAGGCCCUUCAUGGGUGGGCGUAGUGUUAUUUCUAGAAAAUCUUGAUACAAGGGAUCGCGACAUUUGCAUCAUUUGAAGGAUUUUUGCUGUUGCGGCUUUAGAUUGUGGUGGUAGAUGAGUUCAAUCAACUUCCUACAUUAUAGCCUUUGGAAGAACUGGAAAGAAGGCGGCAAAAAUCAUGCAUAUAUUAAUUAGUAAUGUAGAAAGGAAGGAGUAGAACAAUACUAUCUCUGAAAAUUAACUAACUAUUGAACUUAAAAAAUAAAGAAAAAUAAAACAUAAAAUAUCUUAAAUCCUAUACUAAAAUCUGAACUAUCUAUUCUAUUAUAUAAAAAUCGGAUGUCUGCACUUAAUGAUGAAGCUGACGUGGUAUGUUUCGGAGAGUGUUUUCCGAUUUAAUUGUUUUAACUC
This is a messenger RNA of Arachis duranensis, 2388 nucleotides long. Its product is annotated as serine--tRNA ligase, chloroplastic/mitochondrial. The record is from RefSeq and is a predicted model, not a curated record. The transcript is spliced from 10 exons. Gene Ontology annotation, biological process: mitochondrial seryl-tRNA aminoacylation. Gene Ontology annotation, cellular component: mitochondrion. NCBI's taxonomy places the organism in Eukaryota, Viridiplantae, Streptophyta, Magnoliopsida, Fabales, Fabaceae. Gene Ontology annotation, molecular function: ATP binding; serine-tRNA ligase activity; tRNA binding. The coding region runs from base 511 to 2022 and encodes 503 amino acids.